UAGAAGGAAAGGAAAACCCUAAACGCUCCUGUUGUUGUUGACUUGACCCUAAUUAAUUUAUAGAGCGAACAGAAAAGGAUGGCUUGAGCUUUGACCACAGAUUAUCCACCUUGUCUGUCUGGAGCAGGAGGAGAAUAGCUAACCGAGAAAAAAAAAUUUAAUCGUUAAUUAUACACUGUAAGAAGUGGGUCUUUUUGGCUCUCAGUUUUUAGUCUGAGCGAUACCUAAUUUAACCAUUUUAUUUUGGCCAAAUUUGCAGUCACUAGCAAUGGCUACUGCCAAUCUUCAGUUUCUCCAAAAUCCAUUCCCAAGACCCACUUUUUCUUCUAAAUAUUUAGUGAUGAGAGCUCCGAAAAUGGUGUUCAAGUGUGGUUGUAGCAGUAGCAGCAGUGUUGGGGGGGAUGCUUUCUCCCUCACUUCUUCCAGCAAGUGUGAUGUUGAUUAUUUGGGUGAAAGCACCAAAGGCGAUUUAAACAUCAAUCUGAAACAUCUUGAGAAUUUCGGGCUUGAUGGCCAGGCCACUUUAGAAGGUCCAAUUGAACAGGUAGCUAGGUUGGAGGCUGAGGAAGCUGGGAGUUUACUCAGAGACUUGGGUAUCCCGAGUCCUUCAGCAGCAAGGCUCUCUCCUCGUGGUAUGUUUUGCACCCGGACGCUGAAUCUUAGGUCAAUAAGUGCAAUAGGAUAUGACAUGGACUACACUUUGAUACAUUAUAAUGUGAUGGCUUGGGAAGGGCGGGCUUAUGAUUACUGCAUGGAGAAUUUAAAGAGUAUGGGUUUUCCUGUUGAGGGACUUGCCUUUGACCCUGAUUUGGUAAUUAGGGGUCUUGUUAUUGACAAAGAGAAAGGUAAUUUGGUUAAGGCUGACCGGUUUGGCUAUGUUAAAAGGGCCAUGCAUGGCACUAAAAUGCUAUCUACUCGAGCUGUUAGCGAGAUGUAUGGGAGAGAACUGGUGGAUCUGCGGAAGGAGAGUCAAUGGGAGUUCCUUAAUACACUAUUUUCUGUUUCAGAAGCUGUUGCAUACAUGCAGAUGGUGGACAGAUUGGAUGAUGGAGUCAUUCCAGCAGAUCUUGGUCCACUGGACUAUAAAGGACUUUACAAGGCUGUUGGAAAGGCUUUAUUCAGGGCACAUGUAGAAGGUCAACUUAAGAGUGAGAUAAUGUCCAAACCUGAAUUAUUUGUGGAGCCUGAUCCAGAGCUACCUUUAGCACUUUUGGAUCAAAAGGAGGCAGGUAAAAAGUUGCUGCUUAUUACAAACUCAGAUUACCAUUACACAGACAAAAUGAUGCAGCAUUCUUUUAACAGAUUCUUGCCCAAUGACAUGGGUUGGCGAGAUCUUUUUGACAUGGUGAUAGUCUCAGCAAGGAAGCCAGAGUUCUUCCAAAUGUCACACCCAUUAUAUGAGGUUGUGACUGGUGAGGGCUUAAUGCGUCCAUGCUUCAAGACUCGUACAGGAGGUUUGUACUCGGGGGGAAGUGCUCAGAUGGUUGAGAAUUCCCUAAAUAUCCAUGGAGAUGAGAUUCUUUAUGUUGGCGACCAUAUUUACACUGAUGUAAGUCAAUCCAAAGUCCAUUUACGAUGGCGAACGGCAUUGAUUUGUCGAGAAUUGGAGGAAGAGUAUAAGGCUUUAAUACAUAGUCGUGGUCCUCGUGCAACUGUGGUAGAGCUUAUAAACCAAAAGGAGGUUGUAGGGGAUCUCUUUAACCAACUACGGUUGGCUCUGCAACGCCGAACCAAAGGACGCCCAGCUCAGACACUUGCUGCAACUAACAUGGAUGACCGAGAACUGACAGAAAGCAUGCAGAAGCUGCUUAUUGUUAUGCAAAGGCUUGAUGAGAAGAUUGCUCCAUUGCUAGAAGCAGAUGGAGAGCUGUUUAAUAAAAGGUGGGGCUUUCUUUCACGUGCGGGUCUGUGGGACAAAAGCCACUUGAUGCGUCAAAUAGAGAAGUAUGCUGAUAUAUAUACAUCUAGAGUGUCGAAUUUUCUGAAUUAUACUCCUUUCAUGUAUUUCCGAUCACAAGAGCAGACACUUGCUCACGAUACAUAUUCACAUUACUGUUCAGAACAUAAUGGGAGUUCGACAAACUAGUGAAGUUCGGAGUCAUCUUGAUGGUGAUGAUGAUGAAGCUUUAGAAGAUAAUUUGUGUAUUUUUAUAUAAAUAAAUGUACUAAUAUACCUGGAGUAAACAACCAAUGGAUGAGCUGAGCUGAGCAAGCAGUUUAGAUUGUUGUGCGUGUGUUAGCUUAGCUGUUUAUGGUGGAUCAUUCAUGCUGAGAGUGGAAUGUCAAAAUGUAGAAGAAUAAGCACUUUUAACACAUUUCCCCCCCCCUAAACAUGAUUUAAGCUUUGUUAUAUAUAGGCCUGGUCAGUCCAAGCAUGGGUUAAUAUGAUCCUAAAA
This is a messenger RNA of Gossypium raimondii (Peruvian cotton), 2396 nucleotides long. RefSeq lists its product as uncharacterized. Gene Ontology annotation, molecular function: 5'-nucleotidase activity. Bases 269 to 2086 code for a protein of 605 amino acids. Lineage: Eukaryota; Viridiplantae; Streptophyta; Magnoliopsida; Malvales; Malvaceae. The transcript is spliced from 17 exons. The record is from RefSeq and is a predicted model, not a curated record.